AAACCCCAGCUGGUGGCCAGCAGUGACCGUUUCUGCCGCUUCCUCGAGGAAUAUUGCCCUGUUGUGACAGAAACUUACUAUCCCACAAUUUGGUGCUGGGAAGGUCGGGUGCAGACACUCCUGCGUCCCUUUAUCACCUCUAGACCCCAAGUACAGUACAGGAAUGAGCUCAUUAAAACAGCAGAUGGAGGACAGAUUUCGUUGGAUUGGUUUGAUAAUAAUAACAGCCUAUAUUAUCCGGAUGCCGGCACAAGACCCACUGUCCUGUUAUUGCCUGGCCUGACAGGAACAAGCAAGGAAUCCUACAUUCUUCAUAUGAUCCAUCAAAGCGAAACGCUGGGAUAUAGAUGCGUGGUUUUUAACAAUCGGGGAAUUGCUGGUGAGGAUCUUUUGACACCAAGGACUUACUGUGCAGCUAACACAGAGGAUUUAGAGGCCGUUAUUCGUCAUGUACACAGCCUGCACCCCUCAGCUCCAUUCAUGGCAGCCGGUGUUUCUAUGGGAGGCAUGCUUCUUUUAAAUUACCUGGGCAAAACUGGCAGAGACACUCCUUUAAUGGCAGCUGCAAUUUUCUCUGCGGGUUGGAAUGUUUUUGAAUCUGUAGAAUCUCUGGAGAAGCCACUAAACUGGCUUCUUUUCAACUAUUACUUGACUACUUGUCUACAAUCCUCUAUCAGCAGGCAUCGACAAAUGUUGGAGAAAUUAUUUGAUAUGGAUCUUGUGAUGAAGGCUAGAACUGUUAGAGAAUUUGAUAAGCAGUUCACUUCAGUCAUGUUUGGCUACCGUACAAUUGAUGAUUACUACGAAGAUGCUAGCCCAUGUCGCAAGCUGAAGUCAGUAGGAAUUCCAGUGUUAUGUCUAAACUCUGUGGAUGAUGUUUUCUCACCAGGUCAUGCUAUACCAGUAGAAACUGCCAAACAAAAUGCAAACAUUGCUUUGGUUCUGACUUCGUGCGGAGGCCAUAUUGGUUUUCUGGAAGGAAUAUGGCCAAGGAAGUGCACUUACAUGGACAGAGUCUUCAAGCAGUUUGUGCAAGCUAUGUUUGAGCAUGGAAACAAAAUCUUUAGCAUGUAGCUUUGGACCAGUAUUAUAGCACAGUGGCACAUUCUGACAAGGGCAGUUAAGCUUAAUGCACAAAUUUUAACUCCUGUAAGCCAGCAAAUGGAUAAAGUCCAUUACUACAUGCAAAAAUAUUUUUUGCCUAAGAUUUUGUAGCAAGAAACUAAAUAUUAUGUUGUCACUUUUAUAUUUAUUUUUAAUAUGCCUUACUAAUAAUGACCUUAAAUGAAACAGCAGUCUGCAUACAUCAAAUUGCACUUAACCAAAACCAUCAAGUAAACAUUAUAAUUCCUCAGGAUUUUAAACCAGUACAUAUUUAGGAGACUUAAUUUAGAUGGCUUUUAAUAUUGGAAUGGCAACACUUAAAAUAUCAUAUGUUAUCCAGUCACAUAUAGUAAGUACAAGUUGGCCCAUUCCUUAGGG
Phaethon lepturus (White-tailed tropicbird) is the source of this 1482-nucleotide messenger RNA. It is a transcript of the gene ABHD3, whose product is annotated as abhydrolase domain containing 3. The record is from RefSeq and is a predicted model, not a curated record. Gene Ontology annotation, molecular function: monoacylglycerol lipase activity; A2-type glycerophospholipase activity; glycerophospholipid phospholipase A1 activity. The transcript is spliced from 8 exons. The annotation marks the transcript as partial. NCBI's taxonomy places the organism in Eukaryota, Metazoa, Chordata, Aves, Phaethontiformes, Phaethontidae. Gene Ontology annotation, biological process: phosphatidylcholine metabolic process; medium-chain fatty acid catabolic process; medium-chain fatty acid biosynthetic process.